Molecule: messenger RNA, 2214 nt
Organism: Oncorhynchus masou masou (cherry salmon)
Lineage: Eukaryota; Metazoa; Chordata; Actinopteri; Salmoniformes; Salmonidae
Product: golgin subfamily A member 6-like protein 25
Exons: 1
Coding region: 1-2214 (737 amino acids)
Source: RefSeq, a predicted model, not a curated record
AUGAAUGGUGUGGGUGACUUCUCAACCUACAUGAAACCUUCUUGGGAAUUCCCCAUUCCAGUGCCCCCCGUUGGCCAGCCUACGUCAGGACGGCAUCAGUACUACCAGAGUGUGUCUCUGACAGGCAGCUCAGGUGUCCUCCCAGCUGGACAGAGACUCCAAGGACGCUCUCCUGUCCUACCCCCACUGGUUGAUCCUCCCAUACCUAUAACAAAUUGGUUUCCUGAUCUCUCUCCUCCCAAACGCCCUCUGCCGUUGCCACCUGCUAUUCUCGAGGGGCUAUACACAGACGCAUCCUCAGACCCAGCUUUGAGACAGGAGAAGGAGAUUGAGGAGAUGAUGAAGACAAUAGAAGAGGAGAGGGAGAAGGAUCGGGCGGAGAUACUUGUGGUGGUGGAAAAAGAGAUGGAGAGAAAAUGGAAGAAGUUGCAGAGGAAGUCUCCAGCAAAUAUAAUACAGAAGACGGAGCAGGACAUGAUAGAGAUGAUGAAGGCAAUAGAAAAUGAGAGGGAGUUGGAUCGGAUUGAGAUACUUGAAGCUGUGGAAAAAGAGAUGGAGAGAAAAUGGAUGAAGAUGCAGAAUGUAGGUCAGAAAGAGAAAGCAGGUAACGGUGAGGAGCAAUUGACGAAGAAGGAACAGUGUAUUGGGGAUCAGGAAAAGAGGGUAGAACAGGAGGAGAACAAGCUGUUAGGACAGAUGAAAGAGAGCCAGACAUGUCUAGAUGAAAUUAAAAAAGAAAAGGCUAAGAGGGACUUAAGAUUGGCAGAGACAUUUGAUGAAGAGCUAAAGAAAGGAAAAGAGAGGAUGAAGACCCUGGAGAAGUUGAGGAAGGAAAAAGACAAGGAGGAUAAACUCUGGUUGGAGGAAGAAAAAAAGAAAGAGAAAGAGAGGAUUAAGAACCUGGAGAAGGAGAUGAAAGAAAAAGACAAGGAGGAUAAACUCUGGUUGGAGGAAGAAAAAAAGAAAGAGAAAGAGAGGAUUAAGAACCUGGAGAAGGAGAUGAAAGAAAAAGAAAAGGAGGAGAAAUUUAAAUGGGAAGAAGAGAAACAGAAAGAAAAAGAGAGGCUGAAGAUCCUUGCGAAUGAGAUGAAGGCACAAGAACUAGAAGAGAAUCUUAGGUUUGAGGAAGAAAAGAAGAGAAUAAAGAACCAGAAGAAGGAGAAAAAGGAAAACGAAACAGAGGAGAAACUGAGAUUGAAAGCAGAGAAAAAGAAAGAAAAAGAGAUGGCAAGAAUUUGGGAGAAGGAGAGGAAGGAAAAAGAAAAGUUGGAGAAACCUAGACUUGAGGAAGAGAAAAAGAAAGAACAGGAGAGGAUAAAUAACCUGGAGAUGGAGAAGAAGGAAGAAGAAAAGAGGGAAAAGAGGUUGGCUGAAGCUGAGAAAAAAAGAGAACAAGAUGAGAAGAAGCGCCUGAGAAAAGAGGAGAAGGAUAACGAAAAAGCGGAGAAAAGGUUAGCUGAAGCUGAGAAAAAAAGAGAACAAGAUGAGAAGAAGCGCCUGAAAAAAGAGGAGAAGGAUAACGAAAAAGCGGAGAAAAAGUUAGCUGAAGCUGAGAAAAAAAGAGAACAAGAUGAGAAGAAGCGCCUGAAAAACGAGGAGAAGGAUAACGAAAAAGCGGAGAAAAGGUUAGCUGAAGCUGAGAAAAAAAGAGAACAAGAUGAGAAGAAGCGCCUGAAAAAAGAGGAGAAGGAUAACGAAAAAGCGGAGAAAAGGUUAGCUGAAGCUGAGAAAAAAAGAGAACAAGAUGAGAAGAAGCGCCUGAAAAAGGAGGAGAAGGAUAACGAAAAAGCGGAGAAAAGGUUAGCUGAAGCUGAGAAAAAAAGAAAACAAGAUGAGAAGAAUCGCCUGAAAAAAGAGGAGAAGGAUAACGAAAAAGCGGAGAAAAAGUUAGAUGAAGCUGAGAAAAAGAAAGAAAAAGUUGAGAAAAGGGUACAAAAGCAGGAGGAGAAAAAUAGAGAGCUUAAACUAAAACUGAAGGAAAAAGAAGAGAAUAUAAAAAAUAAGCAGGAGAGGAAAGAAAAAGAGAAACAAGAGAAAAUGAGAAAGGAGCAAGAGAAGAAAGAAAGAGAGAGGCGAGAGCAAAUGAAACGGACAGAGAAGAGAAUAAGAGAGAUUGAGGCAAUGAGGAGGGCGAGACAACAGACAUCAGAGUAUUCAGACUCCGAGGAGUGGGCAGAUACAGAGAGUAUUGAUGAGUCUGUCUCUGAUUGGUGA